Messenger RNA from Microtus ochrogaster (prairie vole), 478 nucleotides. It is a transcript of the gene Riiad1, whose product is annotated as regulatory subunit of type II PKA R-subunit domain containing 1. The record is from RefSeq and is a predicted model, not a curated record. NCBI's taxonomy places the organism in Eukaryota, Metazoa, Chordata, Mammalia, Rodentia, Cricetidae.
GCGGCUAGAUGGAGACAUUUCAACAACGCUUAUUUGGGGGGCCGGAUCCGGCAUCACUGAGCCCAGAGCAAUUGGAGCAGUUGCGAGAUUUCAAGAUCCAGACUCGCAUCGCAAAUGAAAAGUACUUGAGGACUCACAAAGAGGUGUCACUGCUCAUUAGCGGCUUCUUCAGAGAAAUGUUUCUGAAAAGACCAGACAACAUCCUUGAAUUUGCUGCGCACUAUUUCACAGAUCCAAGACUUCCCCACAAGAUUCACAUGCAGCUAAUUAAAGACAAGAAAGGAGUCUAAUUAGCAAAGCCACAACGCUCAGCUGCUGGGAGAAGCCAGAAGGAAUCCAGCCUCGGGGUCAUCUGGAGGCCUGAGAGCCCUAUUGCCAUCAGUCUGGGUCUCCAAGCUGUGUGGGCCUCUUCCUCCCACAGAGGUUUUCAGAGAUGUUCAUUAAAUCCAUACCCACCGGCUCUCUCUCUUACCUUCAU